CUUGGGGUUCUGAACUCUUUGAUCUUGAAAACCGCGUGGACGUGUUGUCAGGCUCCUGCCCAUUGAGCAGGAGGCUCCCACGCAGUCCCGGGCUUCCCGCCGACAAGACGACCUCCCGGCACUGGCCUGGUGGCCAGGCAGCCCCCGGCCCUGGAUGCUGGUCUCACCUGGGUCUCUCUGUCUGGACUCGGCGGAGGGGAGGAACAGUAGCAGCCCCCCCAGGGCCCUGCGGCUCCCGGACGGCACCAGCGCCGCCUGGUACAUCCUCACCAUCUUCGGCAUCUACGCGGUGGUCUUCCUCUUCCGCUUGGCCAGCAACAUCCUCAGGAAGAACGACAAGUCCCUGGAAGACAUUUAUUACCUCAACUUGACCUCCGAACUCAAAAAGAAAGGGCUCCCGAGCAGGGCAGCCAAGUGCUCCACGCUGACCAUCAGCAACACAGCCGCCCUGCAGUCCUCCGAGCAGGCUCACCCAGGUGCUGGCCAGGCCCCUGCAUCGUCUCUGCAGGGGCGGCUGCUGGCCGGGCACCGAGUUCCCUAUCAGUUCCUCUCAGGCCCGGGGGUUCCAGCCGCCACCUCCAGGGCCCGGCAGGUGCCCUUCUCCAUGCGCUCACAGCGGAGGGAAGACCUGGGGGACACGGGGAGGAGGCACCGUCUACCGGCCACGGAGAGGCGGCGGGAGAACCCUGACCUGCCAGCACCCGACCUGGGACUCCCCCCAGGACUGUGGGAAAGUGAACCUCUGUCUAAGCCAAGCAGCCGGCGACGCUGUGUCACGGCAGCCCUGGCAAACGAACACCUGCCCACCAUGCCCAGACCUCAGGCCGAAGCCACACAGACACAUCUUCCAUGGGUGACGUAUCAUGUCAGCCAGAGGGAACUGUUCUGA
Myotis brandtii (Brandt's bat) is the source of this 889-nucleotide messenger RNA. RefSeq lists its product as uncharacterized. The transcript is spliced from 2 exons. Bases 155 to 889 code for a protein of 244 amino acids. The record is from RefSeq and is a predicted model, not a curated record. Lineage: Eukaryota; Metazoa; Chordata; Mammalia; Chiroptera; Vespertilionidae.